AUUCCAAACUAAUCCUUGGACUGUCGGUAAGCUGCUUUUUUUGCUAAGUUUGUCACAGUGUCCAUUAUGUGCAGGACUGCAUAUUCAUAAAGAACUAUUUCAUUUAAACUCCUUAUUGGAACAUCUUGUUAAAUGGGGAAGUGACUACCCUAUAGACUAUGACAACAGGAUAUAUGAAUGGAGGAAGUCUUGGAAAACAUCGCUAUUCCAGGUGGCAUCGUGAGGACAGUGGAGAAGACGAUGGGCACCUGGAGUGCUAUGAAAGAGACAAAGAGGGCAGGGAGCACAGGCUGACCCCAUUCGAGAAACUAAUGCACGAUAUGUCCCAGAAUGAAAGAGUGGUGAAAGAAUUAACCCUGGGAAAGAGAAUUGGCUUCUAUCGAGUCAGAGGAGAAAUAGGAAGUGGGAAUUUUUCGCAAGUGAAGCUUGGAAUUCAUUCCUUAAUCAAAGAGAAAGUUGCAAUAAAGAUUUUGGACAAGACAAAGCUAGACCGGAAGACUCAACGUUUGCUGUCUCGUGAAAUAUCCAGCAUGGAAAAACUGCACCACCCAAAUAUCAUCAGACUGUAUGAAGUGGUGGAGACGCUCUCAAAACUGCACCUGGUGAUGGAGUAUGCAGGAGGUGGGGAGCUCUUCACUAAAAUCAGUACAGAAGGAAAGCUGCUAGAAACGGAGUGUAAAAUAAUCUUCUCCCAGAUUGUGUCUGCUGUAAAGCACAUGCACGAAAAUAAUAUCAUUCACCGGGACCUGAAAGCAGAAAAUGUCUUCUACACCAGUAACACCUGCGUUAAGGUGGGAGACUUCGGAUUCAGCACAGUAAGUAAAAGAGAUGAAACUUUAAAUACUUUCUGUGGCUCUCCUCCUUAUGCUGCCCCCGAACUCUUCCGAGAUGAAAAUUAUGUUGGCGUUUAUGUAGACAUCUGGGCACUGGGAAUCCUGUUAUACUUCAUGACAACGGGUAUCAUGCCAUUUCGGGCAGAUACAGUGGCCAAACUGAAAAAGUGCAUUCUUGAAGGGACAUACAGUUUGCCUUCCUGCCUCUCAGAAACUUGCCAGAAACUGAUAAAAGGAGUCCUUCAGCCAGUACCAACCAAACGAUACUCUGUCAAACUUAUCAUGAACAGUGAAUGGAUGCAAGGGAUACAGUACCCCAAACCUUUACAGCCCUUUAAACUGGAUCCAAGGUACUUAUCAGACAUCAGUAUGCUCAAAGAGGAAGACAUUGAAGUGAAAAAUACUCUGGAAGAUCUGGGAAUCACAGAAGAGCACAUUCAAAACAACCAGGGAAAAGACGCGCGCAGCUCAGUAACAGGGGUCUACAGAAUCGUUCUGCACAAAGUUCAGAAGAAAAGAGCACUCGAAUGUGUUCCUAUCAUGUCCCAUCCAGAUCCCAAACAACAAGACCUGAAGGGAGGAACCCAUUCUUACAGCAGGACAAAGAACACAUCCAAGCUGUGUUCUAUUUUAUAAACUGCACUGCAGGCUUUAUAAUCAGCGUAUUUAACAAAGGGUUUUAUUCAUAAGUUCUGGCAUUACAUUUUUUUUGUAAUUUUUGAAUAAACCAAAAAUGCCUCCU
This is a messenger RNA of Strigops habroptila (Kakapo), 1575 nucleotides long. RefSeq names its product NIM1 serine/threonine protein kinase (gene NIM1K). Gene Ontology annotation, cellular component: cytoplasm. Gene Ontology annotation, molecular function: protein serine/threonine kinase activity; tau-protein kinase activity; ATP binding. The record is from RefSeq and is a predicted model, not a curated record. The transcript has 3 exons. Bases 159 to 1469 code for a protein of 436 amino acids. Lineage: Eukaryota; Metazoa; Chordata; Aves; Psittaciformes; Psittacidae. Gene Ontology annotation, biological process: microtubule cytoskeleton organization; protein phosphorylation; intracellular signal transduction.